ACUCUCACGCGUCAACACAAAAAUUCAUAGAUUCUCUCUUUCUUGUUCUUCAAUUUUUCUUCUGAAAAUCUCUCUUUUUCUUGAUCUUCUUCACUGCUUUUUAUUUACUUUCAGCUUAGAAUCAAGAUUUGCUUCACUUUUUGAUUUAACUUUUGCUUCAAGUUUCAAGAAAAUCUUUCAUUCUUUCUGUUUCCUCUUCAAUUUCUUGAAGUUAUGAAGCAAAAAAUUCCAAGAAAUUAGGAGGGAACUUGACAUAUUUUUCUAAUUUUUAAUGGGUUUUGAUUUUUCAGUUAAAUUCACGAACAACGUGAUCUUUUCUUACGUUUCUUGAAGAAAAAAAAAUUAAGAACUUAUGUAUAGUUCUGCAGUAAUUUAAAAACGAAAAACAGAGGCUUCAAUUUUGUCGUCUAUUCUGUUCUAUGUUUUUGUCAUUUCGCGACGAUUUGUUACCAUUUUGCGACGGUUUUCACUCAAAAAGUUCAAAUAUUUUACUCGUCAAAAUCAAAUUUGACAUCAAACCCAGUUAAUCAAAUCGUUAAAAUUUUCAAUCUUUUUAUCAGCUUCAUCACGAACUCGAAAAUCCCAGCUCAAAUGUCAAACUUCACCUGAAAAACUUCAAAUUUUCUCAUAUCUUUAAAUUUUACAAACCCUAAUCAAGAAAAGCAUGCAAGAUCCAUCAAUGGCAUUCGACCCGAUGAAACAACAAUUUCCAGAGCAAGAACAGUUAAAAUGUCCGCGUUGUGAUUCGGGCAACACAAAAUUCUGUUACUACAACAACUAUAAUCUCUCACAGCCUCGUUAUUACUGCAAGAAUUGUCGCCGAUACUGGACUAAAGGCGGCGCUUUACGAAACAUACCAGUCGGCGGUGGCAGCCGGAAAAAUUCUAAACGUACUUCAAGCUCAAAACGAGCUAACUCGGAUUCGAAUUCGAAUUCUGAUCCGGCCCGGCUCAGUCGACGGGUGCCUGAGGCAGCUUCGUCGUCGUCGACGUCAAGUAUUUCAGUUACUACAGGUUCGGGUACAGCACCGGCGACAUUGAGUAAUGGGAAUGUGGAUGAUCCGACCCGAAUGUAUAGAUUGGAAGCGGAUCAGGAGAGGAAGAUAUUGGAUAUGGGUGGGAGCUUUAGCUCAUUGUUGUCAUCAAAUGCUCAGUUCGGAGGCAUUUUUGAGGGUUUGAAUGCAAAUGGGUCGGGUUUAAAAAUGGUGCAAGUGGGUGGGUUUGGAGAGGAUUUGAAUUCGGGUUUGGGUGAGAGUCCGGGUCGGAACCCGGGUUUGAAGGUAAAAGGCGGUAAUGAUAAUGGCGGCGGCGGCGGCGAUGAAUGUGGAGGAGGAGGAGGCGGUGAUGGUGGUGAGAGUUUCUUGCAAAAUGGUGAGUGGGGGAAUAGUACAAAUGGGUGGCCUGAUCUUGCUAUUUACACUCCAGGUUCUAAUUUCCAAUAGUGGAGAACACAAUAGCUAAUUAAUUUAUUUAAAGAAAAUAUUAAACUAUUAAUGAUGAUAAAUAUAAAUUAAUGAUCAUCCAAUAGGAUAAUGUGGAUUUUUAUCUUUGUUUUGUGUGGAUUUUUACAUUAAAAAUAUUUUCACAUGUGAAGAAGAAGAAAAAUGAUUAUUGUUAUUGGUGUUAAGAAAGAGCUUUUUGUUUAUAUUAUUAUAACCAUAAAUUAGUAAUUAAUCACUAA
Mercurialis annua (annual mercury) is the source of this 1680-nucleotide messenger RNA. RefSeq names its product dof zinc finger protein DOF3.1-like. The transcript has a single exon. The record is from RefSeq and is a predicted model, not a curated record. The coding region runs from base 665 to 1441 and encodes 258 amino acids. Gene Ontology annotation, biological process: regulation of DNA-templated transcription. Lineage: Eukaryota; Viridiplantae; Streptophyta; Magnoliopsida; Malpighiales; Euphorbiaceae. Gene Ontology annotation, molecular function: DNA binding; DNA-binding transcription factor activity.